GUGUCGGUCGGUGUCGGUGACCGGAGCUGCUGUGGCUGUUCCCGGGGCCGAAUGUUGUCGUCUCUCCACACAACGAUGGCGGCGGCAGCGAGGAGGCCCCGACACCAAACCUUCAGCGCGGCGGUCAGCUGCCACCGUCUUCGGCAGGUUCAAGCCAUUGUGAAUCGUAGCAACAAACCAAAAUCUGAUGGAAUUCUCUGCAUUCUAGGAAUUGAUAGUCGUUAUAAUGAGGGCUGUAGGGAACUGGCAAAUUACCUGUUCUUUGAUUUGUAUAAUAUGACCAACAUCGACUGUGACACUGCGGAUUUGCCAGACGAAGUGUUGGAUGAUGUAAUUCUCUUGAUAAAAUCGCAGAGUGUUCAUCUGUACUGCAAUCCUGUAAAUUAUAAGUACCUGCUGGCUUAUGUAGCACACUGGAGGAAUCUACACAUGCACUGCUUGACCGAAAAGGAAUAUCAAGAUGAAGAGGCUGCAGAGGAGUUCAAAAUUGCCAGCUUUGUGAACAUGGUACGAGACUGCAGUAGAAUCCGCGUUCCAUACAGCUCCCAAGGGCACGUUCAGAAGUUUGAUAUGUUUAUCGUUGAGAAGUGGCCCAUUAUUCAAGCAUUUGCUCUGGAAGGAAUCGGAGGAGGGGGAUUUUUCACAAUGACACACGAGCUAUUCGAUGCAAGCGAGGAAUUGUGGCAAGCAUACACCAGACUGGAUCCAACCUCUCUGGAGACCUUGAUCACUGAGGAAUUGAUGACAUUCGAUAGACAGUGGGCCUGCUUUUUUNCCAACUUUGACAUCGAGGGUUCCUCCUCCAUACUGGAGAUUUCAGAGGCACAGGCUGGAGAGCCUUUCAGAAGUUACUUCAGCCACGGGUUAAUAACCAGCCACAUUUCGGACAAAAGCAUCAGUAGGCAACCUUUCAUUCUUUUUGGCUGUCACUCAACAAAGGAAAACCUGAACACAUACAGUUUCACUUUCCCGUCUGAAGGUCACCUGGUUAGAAAUGCGGGCAACCAAGGAGGCACUGCUAAGCACAUGGUGGUGCAAUGCGUAGCUCCCAGGGGGGCUUUAGCCUGUUCAAGGACAUACUUUUUUGGAACCUCUCAUGUGCCUUGCAUGGGCAAUGACAAUGAGCAACCUAGAAACAAAGAGCUCACGGUGUUGCCUCAGAUCUAUGUGGCUGCAGUGGAAGCCGUGCUAGCCAGCAUCCAAUGCUACACAGAAACCUCCAGCGUAAAGAGAGCCAAAGAAGUUGCUGAGGAUGUGUUUCUCGCGACGUUAGAUCGCUACAGUCUCACUCAGUUGAAAACUCUCCUAAGAUCAAAAUUAUCCUUCUUUAUACAAGCUGUGAACAGCCAAGGAAGAAUUGUGUCCUUGGAGAGCCAUACAAGCAAGUUCCUCAUAAAAACUGCAUCGAUGUCUGUGUAUGACAUUCCCGAUUUAACUGGAGGGAAAGGAACUUUGGGCUCCGUAGUGUUUUCUGAAUCUUUUGUAGAAUCCCAGCUGCUUCUGAAAGAAAACGAUGGCACUGUGUCUCCAGACAGCAGCUUCAUUAUCCUCACAGCCAUUGUGCCUCGCUAUGUCUCCUGGCUGGUUGAGGAUCUUGAAGUGAAACGUUCUGAAGAAGCACAACACACCAUAAAGGAUGACAACAAUUUCCUUGGCACUUUGCUUGCCGGAGGGGACACAGCCUUUGUUCAUUCUGGCAAUUCAGUGUCCAGACCAGAAGAAGGUAAAUUGUUCAUCUUGUCCGAAGGAGUUCUCUUUGUUCAUCCUCGUUACGGGAGCUUCACAGUUUCAAAGAAUCAUAUGACUGCACUCAAAUGUUAUGACGGGGAUUCACCAGGUGUUGUUGUCACACUUAUUAUUGAGUACAAAGAAUCGCUCCUUCCACAUCUGCCCAUUCAGUUACACUCUGCAACAAACUGCCUGAUCUUCACUCUCAUGCCAAGAUCCAAAAUCUACAAAUUGUUUUACUCCAAGGUGCUGACUCUGUGGCAACAGAUGGGAGAUUCUGGGAUUGCAUUAAAAAUGUGUCAGAUUAAUCAUCUGACGGAGGAGCAGCAAAGGCUACACUUUGACCUGCAGAAGCUCUUUGAGGUCAGGUCUAUACCAAUGGAUGAAGGUUCAAGCCUUCUGAAAGUCAUCUGUGCUAACCUCCCGGAACUUGACGUGUUUUUACAGCAUUUCACUGUGAGCAGCGUGAGCAAUGAGCCUGUGAGAAGAGCCGACCUGUUUACACUGCUCCAACGGCCAAAGUUCAGUCCAUCCCUCAGCGAAGGGCAGAACAAGAUGGUAAUCACAAUAAUCACUGGUCUACCUGGCAGCUACAAGGAAGAGCUUUGCAGCUUCAUGGUUAACGUGAACAAAGAGCUUGGAAGGUGGUCGGUAUAUCGGCAGGCACCAGAUAAAUGCAAGACCUUCAAUGCCAGCCAGAUUCAGCAUUACCUCUCCAGUGUCCUGGAAGCACAGCGAAACCGAACGGUUCGGCAGAGUGCGUACCUGCGGAAAAAGAACAGGAUAAUUAUCGUUACACCAGGAUACACGGAUGUCAUCGAUGUUGUGCAGGCCAUUCAGACCCACCCAGACCCUGAGGCUCAGACCACAUUCGUCAUAGGCGCCAUCACUGUCUGCGUGGACCCACUGUGUUCAUAUAUGCUCCAUAGGUUCCUUUUCCCCAAAUAUUUGGAUCAGUGCUCUCAAGGCUUAGUGAACAAUGUGGUUUUCACAAACUUGACAGCCGAGCCAAGGCACCCACUUCUGAUCCAACUGCAGAAGCUGAUUCGAACCGCUAACCCCAGCAUGGCUUUUAUUCUCGCAGAGAAGGGAGCAGUGACCAGAAAUGCUGAUGUGGAAAUGGUUCUGUCUGAAAGCAGCUUCUCAGAGCCCCCCAUGUUGAGAUCCCGCUACUUGAUGUUUCCUGGCUGGUAUGACGGCAAGUUCAGAUCGGGGCCAGUUUACCCACAGAUGAUGUCAGUCUGCCUCAGGUUCAACCGUCCACUCGAUAGAUCGAGAUUCACGACAAAAUGCAAAGGUCUGAGGUCCACACUGAAGUCCAUUCCUUUUCAUGGAAAUAUUUAUCAUAUUCAAGGACGAGUGAAGUUUCCAGACUCGGAAAAACUGUUUGAAAUUUGCCACAACACCAUGACCAACGCGAUGUGUUUGGUGCCUUUGCAAGACGGCCCCUCUCCCCCUCCCUUACAGAGCGAUGGCAAGAUCCACAUCAGCCAGCCUGAGUACUUUGUCACCUUCAUCGGUUGCUCUCUGAAGGAGGAGGUUUUGAUGGACUGGCUGCGACAGUGUACCAGACAGAAACCUCAGAAGAAAGCUAUGAAGAUGCGUUCAACCCUCACAAAACAGGAAAUCAAGAACAUCCAUAUCAAACGCCAUUUGGAGCUGACUCCACCCGGUUGGUUUUACAACGGGAUCCAGUUCGUUAACUUCUUUGGUGAGAAAAUGGACUAUCAUCCAUUGAUGGACAAGUUCAUAGAUGAUUACAUUGUGGAAACCAAUAAAGAGAUCGAGGGGUACAAUGCAGAACUCGAACGUCAGGCUUGCUCUGACCUCUUUGAGCCAUAGCUGAAGAUUCACCUAAGCUGUCCUCGGCCUGACUGUCCACAUCUGAAUUUGGGACAGCCAGUUACAGAUAAUGAGUGCGUAGUCUGGAGCGGACAUGGAACGGUAUUAUAACAUAAUACGUUCUUGCGUGGUAAGAUCGGUCUCAAUAAUUUAAGUCGGGAGUUGUGGGGGGAAAUUACAUUGUUUUAGUGACUGAGACUUACAAGAAGCCAGCAACAUUUCCUAUUAAGCUCCAAUACAUAGCAGCCCCCUCCUCCCCCAGUUAUAAUGCGCACUGUGUUUUGGGUCAACAAAAUUAGCUUCCGCGUUAUAACUGGUCUGAAAAAAUGGCCAUCAUCCUCGCUUCCAGGUCAUGAGAUCAGCUUUGAUGUCACCUCCGGUACUGGCUGGCUGGCUUCCGGGGCCACACCACUCUUGGAACUCUGAUUAAAGGGACUGGCUUUCGGUGCUCAUGCUCAGAAAGCUGGUCAGUCCAUGCCGGAAGCAGACAUUGGCAAACUCGCACUCCAGCGAGGCACUUUAUAACUGGGUCACCCUGCAGUUCCCAACUGUUGGUUUUGCUCACAACAGUAGUGAGCUGUCUGCAGUGGCAAAAUGGUUACGUGGAACAUGCCUUUUCUGUCUUUGGGGUCUGAACCCUUAACCAUCCCAGUUCAAAUUGACACAAAUAUGUGUCUAAAUGUACAAACAAACCUCGUCACUUUAUAAAUCUCUCAGGUCUUCAAAGUGGACCUGCGGCCAAUUGAAUCAGAUCAAAAAGUUAAAGUAAUUCUGAUUGCUGUUUUUAACCCAAUGCAUGUGACCUGACAGGAGCUGUAAACCAGCCAAGUGCUUCAUCUCAACUAUAGAGGCAAACCCACCACAACAAUGUGCAUUGAAAAUGGACUGCUGCUUUGUAAGGCCAACACAUUUCAGUGAAAGCUAUUAAUUCCAUCAAACUGACGCCAAUAUAAAUUAACUUUGCGCCCUUGCUGCAGCAAACUAUAGCAUUCUUUUACUGACCCCUGAGUUUACACGGUCGAUUGUUUUGUGGUUAGGUGCAAAAAUGUAGGUUUCCUCCUUUUUCACAGAAAAGCUUUAAUACCACCAGAUGAGAUGUUUAUAGCUGCUGAUUCUAAACUCAUAAUUGUUGGGAUUAGUAUAAUUAUUUCAGAUUUGUAACCUGUGGAGCCCUUGGCAUAAAAAUUAUUUACUAUGGAUUCAAUGUUAAGCUUGGGGAGAGAGUGUGGGAGGGAAUCAGCAUUCCAAAAGUGCGCAGUGUAGAUCAGUCCACUUGUCAUUUAUCAUGUUAUACACAUGAACUUUAGCAGUGAGUAUUUCAUGUCCGAUGUUAACUGAUAACCAAAGGUGGAAUCCCGUCUUAUUCUGGCUAUGAAACCUUUAGUUCAGAUAGUAAACAUGUCUUCUCAAUGUCCAGACAUUUUAAAUACAUAUAUAUACAUACACACGUAUAAACGUUUUAAAAUACUUUAGAAGUAUUUCUCCACCUUAUUUUCUCCCCUUACACUCACUCUCUCUCUCUUCCACCUAUUUCUCUCUUGUGUCGUUCUCUUAUUCUGAUUCCUCAUGUUUUUGCUCAUUUCGUUUCAAGUUUUUUUUUCACCCUCAAUCUCUUUUUCUCUCUUCCCCCCCCACCACCGUGUUUUCUUCCCCACCAUCAUCGUGGUAACUUUUCUCGCUUCCCUAACUUUUUUAUACUCACGGUCAAUUGUUGGCCAGCUUGUGUCCAGUUGAAGCUUUUACUUGGGACUGGCUCAGGCUCGUCAAAACUUGCAAGCCCUGCGUAGGCAGAUCUUUCCCACCGCUUUCCCUCGUGCACACAACAUAGGAGCCAGAGAGGAAGUGGAGAACACGUGCGAUUGUGCACAACACAGUAUUCUAGAUUCCAUGCACUCGAGCAUGAGAAACGGCCCAGAGUUAAUGCAAUCACUCACACAUAUACAUAACACACACAAACCCAGACUUAACAGAAAAAAAAGAUGCAUCUUUACUGACUUAGCUGAAAGGUGAGUGAAGAGGGUGUGGGCUCAUUUGGCUAGUUUCUAGUUCUCUAUUUCAGACUGAGGUGCAGGUGUUUAAAUCACCUUCGUGGUCAUCAAGAAAAUGGCUAGGGUGUUACAGGCUGGAUGGGGAGGGAAAUAUCCCUCAACAAAAUACUAAUUUGGUCAAUCAAUUCACAACUGUUUGUGGGACA
This is a messenger RNA of Callorhinchus milii (elephant shark), 5764 nucleotides long. RefSeq names its product dynein axonemal assembly factor 9 (gene dnaaf9). The record is from RefSeq and is a predicted model, not a curated record. Lineage: Eukaryota; Metazoa; Chordata; Chondrichthyes; Chimaeriformes; Callorhinchidae. The coding region runs from base 52 to 3570 and encodes 1172 amino acids. The transcript is spliced from 37 exons.